This is a messenger RNA of Desarmillaria tabescens, 1845 nucleotides long. RefSeq lists its product as uncharacterized. Gene Ontology annotation, molecular function: protein binding. The record is from RefSeq and is a predicted model, not a curated record. Lineage: Eukaryota; Fungi; Basidiomycota; Agaricomycetes; Agaricales; Physalacriaceae. The coding region runs from base 1 to 1845 and encodes 614 amino acids. Gene Ontology annotation, cellular component: cytosol; mitochondrial outer membrane; nucleus. The transcript has 7 exons.
AUGGCACCACACGUCAAGGCUCCAUAUGAUCCUAAUGAGGCCCUCGACGAUAUUCCAGGCGUGGCCCAUGCCCUCGAGCUUUUUCUCAACUCUCACAUGUUCGAAUCAGAGGAAUAUUGUCUUCAGAGUGACCCAAAAAAGGAAAGACUUUAUUUCUCUACUGGAUACGGUCUUAUACAAUGCGUAAAAGCAUUCAUGUCGUACGCCGACGAAGAUAUCCUCGCAGGCAUUGGACACACCAAGCAAGGGAAUCUCAUCGCGAUGCAGCACCGCAAGAAAGCUGCAUCAUUCACGUCGAGGCUUGCUGGUUACGUUGUUAGUUCCUUGAAUACCACCGGUGUCGGAUUUAUCAAGAGCAUGUCUCCGGUCGAGCGGCACGCCGAACUUGUCUAUGCAGAGAGUCUGUUUGAGAAGGCAUUAUUAGGUGUCGUAUACUCUGGCGAUUGGCUAGCGUUCAUCAAAGAAGCGUUGAAUAUGCGAACAACCAUCAACAUAUACCGUGUACUAUACAAGUUCAUAACAACCAUGGACGAAGCGGCUUCCUCAGGUUACGAUGAGAGUAUCGAUGUUCAUUUCCGCUCAGGCGUCUAUCUCGGAGCCGGAAUGAGUACCCUUAUCCUGAGCCUCAUGCCCUCAAAAUUGCUCACCAUCAUCGAGCUGUUCGGAUAUCACGGCGACCGCGCCGAGGCCCUUUCCAUUCUCAGCCAAGCGGGUGGUUGGACCUCCACAUCCGACGAGCCAUCUGUUUCCAUUUCUGAAGAAGGACUCCGACGACCCAUUUGCGAUAUGGCGCUCAUGGUCUUCCACCUUGUUCUCUCGAGCUUCACAUUCGAAGGCGUUGAUGUUCAAAUGGCCGACAAAAUUAUCCGAUGGAACGCGCGCCGCUACCCGAACGGUGUUUUUUUCCUGUUCGGAGCCGGACGACUUGCGCUCAUGCGGUCCCAGCCAGAAGAAUCCAUACGGUGUUACACCCGAGCUAUGGAGGUCCAGUCGCAGUACAGGAAUCUACAUCACAUCUCUUUUUGGGAGAUCGCGAUAGCACAACUGGCACUUUGGGAUGUGAAAGGCAGCCUCGAAUGCUGGAGAGUCCUGGAGCGGGAGGCGACGUGGUCCAAGGCGAUUUAUACGUAUGGGAUGGCGGUGUGUCUACUCGAAGGUGGAGGGGACCCGAAAGAGGCGAAAGCUCUCAUGGAAAAGGUGCCGAACCUUAGACAGAAGAUUGCUGGGAAGAGUAUACCCUUGGAGAAGCUGGUCGCAAGGAAGGCGCGCAAGUUUUUGGCGCAGGGUCGGCUGGCCCUUCCGGCACUCGAGAUUGCGUAUCUUUUCUUGGCAAUUACACAUGCUCCUCGAGAAGUCGUUGCGAAGAAGAUGCUUGCUGAGGUGCAGGGGUGUUUGAAGGAACUAGAUACCAAGGACAAAAAGUCUAUGGGUUAUUGGGAUGAUUUUUGUUUAGCCAAGUUCUUGGAGGGCGUUUGCAUGAGAUAUAUUGCGUAUCCGGACCCGGACGCCAUUAUACCACCUGAUGCGCCUUCCGUCGUUGAACUAGCUGGUAUAUCCGAGAGCGAUGCAGCAAAAGCCGCAGCGUCCGCGUUUGAGGACGUCUUUAGAUUCGGACCCAAGAUCGAGCUCGACCAUCAUAUCGUGUAUCAUGCCCACUAUGAAUUGGGCCGAUUACUUGCGUGCCAGGGAAAAGUAGACGAGGCCCGAAUACAGUUCCAUCUCGUUCUCUCCGGUAAACAUCUUGAGGUUGGGCCGUCUGGCAAAAAGGGACGAUAUAGCAUGGAGAAUGCUUUACACAUGCGCACCCAUGCAGCAUUAGAGGCUUUGGGAAAGCGAAAUCUUUGA